CCACACUUGACAGAGAUCGAUCACAUUGAGAGAUCUGCGGUAAGACUGUGCCGGACUGACGAGUCAACAAGACCGGAGAGGCAGCCUUGACAAACACAGACCACAGAACAGCUUCAAACUGAAGGUGUAGACUGGCCAUGGCAGAGUACAAACUAGAGGUCACAACAGGUGAGAGGUUCUUGUCAGGAACAAAUGACCACGUAUACGUCACCAUAUUUGGAACUGGAGGGCAGAGUGAGCGAACUGAGUUGGACAACUUUGGCUUCGACCAUGUAACUGGGACAACAGGAACUUACACCCUGAGCACCAAUCUGUCUCUGGGGAAACUUCUGCUGAUCAAGGUGGAGAAAAGUCGUUUUUGCUAUCUCCCAGAAGAUGAGUGGUACCUCUCCAAGAUAGUGGUGACAACUCCUGAAGGAGAAGCCAUUCUUUUCCCCUAUUACAGAUGGAUCUCUAGAGGAGAACUGGUGGAGCUCAGAGGAGGAAAAGCCUUGAAGGGUUUUGAGGAUGACCAUCCCGUGUUGAUUGAACACCGCGAAAAAGAGCUGAGACUUAAAAAGAGAUUGUACCGAUGGUCGAUUUUUGCUGAAGGACUACCACACAUCACCCAUUUCAAUAAUGUGUUGGAGCUCCCAGCUGAAAUCCGCUUCUCAUAUACCAGAGAUGGCAACAUAGCCAAAGUGAAAUUAGAUACUUUUAUCAACCUCCAUCAUAAGGAGAUGGUUGGAUCUACUAAAACAUGGGAAAGCAUUGAAAAAAUGAAAGAAAUCUUCCAGUGGAGAAAGACAACGAUGUCAGAGUAUGUUAGCGAGCACUGGAAGGAAGAUGACUUUUAUGGAUUCCAGUUCCUGAACGGACUCAAUCCCAAAGUGAUCAAGCGCUGCUCAGAGCUUCCCCCAAACUUUCCAGUCACAGAGGAGAUGGUGAAGCCGUUCCUGGAAGAGGGAAGCUCUCUGCAGGAGGAAGUGAAGAAAGGCAAUAUAUUCCUCUCUGACCAGAAGAAGAUGGAAGGAAUACCCCCGAGAGCCUAUAAUGGAAAACCUCUGCACGUGACUGCUGGUCUCUGUUUGCUCUACUUGAACCCAGAAAACAAACUGAUGCCCAUUGCAAUACAGUUGCAUCAACAACCUUCUGAGCAGAACCCCAUCUUUCUGCCCAGUGACUCAGAGACUGACUGGCUGCUCGCCAAGAUGUUUAUUAAAAAUGUUGAUUCCAUGGAUCAUGAAGCAGUCCAACACCUCAUGAAAACUCACUUUCUGGCAGAGGUCUAUACUGUUGCUGCUCUCCGCAGCUUCUCUGGGAUUCAUCCCCUCUAUAAGCUGCUGAUUCCACACUUCCAGUACACUCUGUUCAUAAACACGGAUGGCCGCCCAACUCUUUUUGGACCUGACGGAGCUUUGAGUAUAAGUUCACUUGGAUAUGACGGACUGACAGAGCUCAUGAGAAGGGCUCUCUCUGAAACGACCUACAGCUCCCUCUGUCUGCCAGAGGACAUCACUGCACGAGGACUGGAAUCCAUCCCCAACUUCUACUACAGAGAUGAUGGCCUGAAGCUGUGGGACAUCAUCAACAGCUUCGUGAAGGCAGUAGUGGAGUACUACUAUCCCUCAGACAGUGAAGUGCGUAAAGACAAUGAGCUGCAGGAAUGGAUCAGUGAGAUAUUCACACAUGGCUUCUUGGGAAACAAAGCCUCAGGGUUUCCAGAGAGCUUUCAUACUGUCGAGGAGGUGAUCAAAUUCAUCACCAUGGUGAUCUUCACAGUGACUGUUCAACAUGCUGCAGUAAACAAUGGGCAGUUUGACUACUACUCCUGCGUGCCAAAUAUCUCACUUCUGCUGCGCAAACCUCCUCCAACCACUAAGGGGCAGUCAAGCAUGGAGACAAUUUUGGAGACUCUCCCAAAUGUUGGUGAGACAGUCAACUUUGAAGCAAUGGUUUGCCUACUUUCAGAGACAUACUCUGACAUGGUUCCCAUGGGUUCAUACCCCGAUGAACGAUUCCAGGAGCCUGCUCCAAAGCAGAUGAUUAAGGAAUUUCAAGCAGAGUUGUCCAACUUCAGUGAAGCAAUUGCAACAAGGAACUUGCUGCUUAAAAUACCUUACAGCUACCUGGACCCUGCUCAUAUCGAGAACAGUAUUGCUAUUUAACUCAAGCUAUUUUAUCUCUCUGCAUGAAGCAACUAUAUCAAUACCUUUUAACACCUGUUUUGCAUGCUGGGUUGUGGGUUAAAUUCUGGGAGACUAUACUCUAGGCUGUAUCAUGUUAAGUCGGCCUAUGAUGGGGUACCUGUAUCUUUGUGUGAAUCAUGUUUUGCAUAGACAUGUAGGAAUUAAUUAAAUGAGCAGUUUAGGGAGCAAAUAUUUAUGUUCUCUCAAAAAAUGGUUGAAGCAAAUUGCAUGUGUUAUUAGGAUACAUUGACCACAUAUUGGCAAAAUAAAUGGUUACUUUAUAGCAUAAGAAGAUAUUGGGCCUUAAUAAAGUGACAUUAUCAGUUUUUCUCGUGGCUCAAAAUCCUGCAAGACUUAUGGACAAUCUCAAGGCCCUCAAACACAAUGUACUGUGGGGCAUUUGUAUUAAUUAUUCUUAUAUUGAUAUGCUAUAAAAUUGUUCUGUGUAAUUAUUGUCAUCAAGUGUAAGCUAAAAAAAAUAGUUUGAAAAAAUAAAUGUAAAAA
Messenger RNA from Cyclopterus lumpus (lumpfish), 2672 nucleotides. Its product is annotated as hydroperoxide isomerase ALOXE3-like. NCBI's taxonomy places the organism in Eukaryota, Metazoa, Chordata, Actinopteri, Perciformes, Cyclopteridae. The transcript is spliced from 15 exons. Gene Ontology annotation, molecular function: protein binding; oxidoreductase activity, acting on single donors with incorporation of molecular oxygen, incorporation of two atoms of oxygen; iron ion binding. Gene Ontology annotation, biological process: lipid oxidation; linoleic acid metabolic process. The coding region runs from base 138 to 2147 and encodes 669 amino acids. The record is from RefSeq and is a predicted model, not a curated record.